Sitodiplosis mosellana (orange wheat blossom midge) is the source of this 1117-nucleotide messenger RNA. RefSeq names its product poly [ADP-ribose] polymerase tankyrase-like. Gene Ontology annotation, molecular function: protein binding. The record is from RefSeq and is a predicted model, not a curated record. NCBI's taxonomy places the organism in Eukaryota, Metazoa, Arthropoda, Insecta, Diptera, Cecidomyiidae. Bases 88 to 1038 code for a protein of 316 amino acids. The transcript is spliced from 6 exons.
UUCGAUUUGUAUGUCCAUCAAACAGUUCAUCAAUUCCAAACAAUUGAUACAUUUACAGUAAACUUUUGAUAGUUCGAAGCUGGAAAAAUGCUGAGUCGAAGAUCUUUCACCCUGCUGCUCUUAAGCUUGGUGGCAUCCAUGUUCUUAAUCGUGGAUGUGAGUGGAGCACCAUCCGUGAAGAAGGAUGAAUAUGAGUCAGACCCAACGUUUAUUUCAGUAAAAGACCGAGUCAAAGCAUUCAACGAUCGCACAAAAUAUGACGAUCGGAUGGUGCCUCCAAGCAAGCUAGACUCACCAAAAAGCUUUGCCAAACCUAUUAUGAUGGGCCCAAAUACACAUGCCAUGAAAUCAGGAUCAAAAGUUCAGGAGGCAAAGUCUUAUAGCAAUUACUAUUCAGCGAAAAAAUCAUUUGGCGAACCUAAUAUGAUGGAUCCGACCUUACAAACCGCGUUAGAAAAAGCAAAAGCUAAGCAGGGUAUGACUAUAGCAGCUUUGAUUAAAGCACCAACAAUUCCGAAACAGACCAAACCUGCAGAACGACCUGGCGUAAACGCUAUGCACACAAUCGGAGAGCCAGCUCUGUGUAAAGCUGCUGGGACUGGUAAUACGGUAGAAGUUAAAAAACUCAUUAAUGAAGGAGCCAAUGUUAAUAUUGGAAAUGAAUUCAAAGUGACACCUCUUCACUAUGCUGCUGAGAAUGGUGACAUCGAUGUCGCUGAAGAGCUCAUCAAUAAUGGGGCCGACGUUAAUAUUGGAAAUAAUUUGCAAAUAACACCUCUUCACUAUGCUGCUAUGGAUGGUCACAUGGAGGUUGUUAAACUAUUCAUCCGUAAAGGAGCCAAAGUUAAUUAUGGAAAUCAUUUUCAUAUGACUGCUCUCCAUUAUGCUGCUAUGAAUGGUCACAAGGAUAUUGCUGAAUAUCUCAUCGCUAAAGGAGCCGACGUUCAUCUUCAAGAUGCUUUGAAACGGACACCUUUCCAAUUUGCUGUUCAGUAUGGUCACAAGGAGUUAGCUCAUUAUCUCUUUGGAAAAAUGUGAAUUGGCUGAAUAAUCGGAUGAUUUCCUUUCAUUCCCGUAUUCAAUUAUCUUAUAGAAUAUUGAUUUCAAUGCAUUUUUU